Messenger RNA from Sitophilus oryzae (rice weevil), 1976 nucleotides. It is a transcript of the gene angel, whose product is annotated as protein angel homolog 2. Gene Ontology annotation, molecular function: 3'-5'-RNA exonuclease activity. The transcript has 10 exons. The coding region runs from base 98 to 1690 and encodes 530 amino acids. The record is from RefSeq and is a predicted model, not a curated record. NCBI's taxonomy places the organism in Eukaryota, Metazoa, Arthropoda, Insecta, Coleoptera, Curculionidae.
UAUCAUUGAUCUAAGCAUAGAAUCAGAUAUUAUUUCUUCAAUAUUUUAUAUUAAAAGGGACAAGGAAGAAAAUCACAGAAACCAUCAUACAGAGAGUAUGUCUAAUAUUCCCAGUAAUAUAUUAUCGAACACUGGUGCAACAAGUUCAUGGGCUGUUACUAGUCUCUUAGAUGGAGAUAGAACUAUACGAAGAUCAACAAGCGCAGAGAACAUAUUUCAAUUUAGGCCAUUUGUUAUGCAGUGUCCCCAAGUCAGUACAGAAAAUGAUUAUCAAAAUAACACAAUGGAGUCUCAAUAUAUGAAUUGUUAUCCAUUGUAUUAUUAUGGAAACGCAGUAUAUUCAUCAGCAUAUCCUUUUAUAUAUGGUACCCUUUCUUCCACUAUGUUUCAACAAAUGCAGGGUAUUAAUAAUUUACAUAUUUCAAGAAAUUACAUGACAAGAAGUAGGAGUGAUGAUAGUAUAUUCAGAAAGUCACAACCCAAUGAACGAGAUUUAAAAAUUUUAUCAAAGAGAUACUGGGAACAAGUGAAUAAAUAUGAUGAAAAGCCAGGAUUUCAGUUUAAACUUAUGUCGUAUAAUGUGUUGGCUCAGGAUUUGAUCGAACAACAUCUAUAUUUGUAUAAAUAUCAUAACCAGAAAACAUUAGAAUGGAAAAUUCGAUGGAGGAAUCUGUAUGAAGAAAUAAGUAAAAUUUUACCAGAUAUUAUGUGUUUGCAAGAAGUACAAGAGUCCCAUUUAACAGACUAUUAUAAUAAGUUUGAGUUUUUAGGAUACAAAGGGUUGUAUAAAAAACGGACAGGUAUGACCACGGACGGCUGUGCCAUUUUUUAUCAAGCUGACAAAGUCAACCUGGUUGAGUAUGAGACAGUCGAAUUCUUCCAGCCCUAUGUUGGUGUGCUGAACAGGGAUAAUGUAGCGAUCAUAGCGAAAUUUAGUCCAAAAAAUCAGCCGGAAAACGAAUUUAUAGUUGCUACCACGCAUUUGUUGUAUAAUCCUAAAAGAACUGAUGUGAGAUUGGCUCAAACUCAGCUGUUGGUGGCCGAAAUUGAGAGGUUAAGUUUCUCAAGAUCACAGAAAAGUGAUCAAUAUCUGCCAAUAAUAAUAACUGGUGAUUUUAAUACUAAACCAGAUUCUGCUGUGUACGAAUAUAUUACUAGGGGUGUUCUGACCUAUAAACACUUAGGGGAGAGAUGUUUGGACCAUUCUAAUACCACAAGACACGGAAAAGUUUUAGUACCUAAAGAAUUGGAAAUUACAGACAACAGUCAACAUGCGAUUCUUGUAAAGAAACGCGAUGACAAGGAAACCAUCUCCAGAACGGAAGAAUCCGCUCUCAUCAAGCUGCACAAUUCUGAAAAAACCGUUCAAAAAACCACUGAGGAAGUUGUGAAGAAUUCGGAACUCUUCUGUUCAGGCACCAUAUCUCAUUUAUUUGCCUUAAGAUCGGUAUAUGAUCAUGGCCAUCACGAAAACUCUGAAGGAUCAACUUAUCACGACGAAUGGAUAUCGGUGGAUUAUAUUUUUUACAGUGGUAAACGUGAAGGUAGAGAAAUCAAAGACCAUAGAUUAGAACUGCUAUCUAGAUACCGAUUACCUCGUAAGAGUGAACUUGGAUCCAUGAAAAUACCCAACAAAAUUUUGGGUUCUGAUCAUUUAUGUCUGGUUGCCAAUUUUAAACUCAACUUUUGAGACUCGAAAAAAGUAGUCCAAUUAUAAUAGACAACAAAUUUUAGAAAAAAUACCGAAUUUCUGAUUAUUAUAUAGGAAACAACUAUUUUUGAUGUUUUAAGGAACUUUAUUUUUCAAUACAGUUUUAAGAACAGAGGAAAAUAAUCAGAUUUUUGAAAAUAUUUCUGAACUGGGCCUUAUAUUAUCACUGGACUAAAUAUAUUACCGUUUAAGAAAAUACUGUGUACAAUGUAUUAAAAUGUCUUUAAAUGUACUAAAUCGUCAAUAAAAGAUUAUUUAAUUAUAA